AUGCCUUCUGGCUACUUGGCUGGAGUCUUCUCUCGAGCAGUUUCUGAGGAUGACAGUCUGACGAGGUGGGGCUGGAGGGAUUGCUUUAGGUUUCAGCCCCACUGGAAACAGCAACAAGAAGACAACAGUCCCCGGACAGAAGCUCAUGGGUGUCGAGUGGAGACGGGCCAGGUACCUCGAGUAGGCGCUCAAGACGGGACGAUAACUGGGUGGACGCGAUACAUCGCAGUCCACCCUCGGAAGAGGACCUAUCCAGCCUGUGCUCAGGACGAUGCUUUGAAGGGGUCAGGACGGACCUGUCGACCUAACUGCGGGGACCCUAACUUCCCAGCUGACGGCCAAGUUCCGAGCGGCGCUGGGCGGGGCCUGAAGAGCUGCGGAACCGAGCGGCUGCGGUCAGUCCGCAUCGCCGCGCGCGUGGAAGCCAAGAGGCGGGAAGCGCUUGGAGAAUAUUUAGACGGGAAGAAGGAGAGUGAAGAAGAUCAGAGCAAGAGCCACAAACAGAGAGAAGAGAGCAGAUUGAAAUUGGCUAAACUGCUGCUCUAUGGCACUGAAUUGGUGACAAAUAUCCGGGUGGCUAUAGAUGUCAGGGAGAUCCACAGGAGGGUGGAAGAAGAGGAGAUAAAGCGUCAGAGAACGGAGAAGCUGGAGAAUGAAGUCAAGACCAGCCAGGACGAAUUCGAUGAAAUCACUGCCAGGUGGAAGGAGGGCAGACAGAAGCAGAUUCCUCAGGAGCUGUGGGACGUGCUCAGCACUCAGCAGCUGCUCUGUGCUGGGCUGAUAGAAGACAAGAACAAGCUCAGCAGCGAACUGCAGCAGGAGUUAAAAACCAAGGAUGACCAGUAUGUGAAGGACCUGAAGAAACAGGCAGAUGACAUCUCCCUGCUUCUGGAGAGGAUGGAGGAGCAGGUGAAGAGCAUGACAAAAGCCUUCCGCCAGGAGCUCCUUCACAUCGAGAAAGCCUUUGAGGUGGAAAGACAGGAGCUGCUGACCAGCAACAAGAAGAAAUGGGAGUGGGCACUGCAGGCUCACAGCACCAAGGAGCUGGAGUACCUUGUCAACCGCAUGAAGAGAGUGGAGGAAUGCGAGCAGCAGCUGAACCAGCAACGGCUCUGGGACCGUGAAGAGUACAUCGUCAUCAAGAUCAAGCUGGAGCAGGACGUGCAGACUCUUGAGCAACAGCUCCAGCAAAUGAAAGCAACAUAUCAACUAAACCAAGAGAAGUUAGAGUAUAACUUUCAGGUGCUGAAGAAGAGAGAUGAAGAAAGCACGGUCAUUAAAUCCCAGCAGAAGAGGAAGAUCAAUCGCCUGCAUGAUAUACUUAACAACCUGAGAUCAAAAUACACGAAGCAGAUAAAGCAGUUUCAGGAGGAGAAUCAGUCUCUGACUGCAGACUACAAACGUCUCGUGAUGCAGUUCAAGGAGCUACAGAAAUCCAUGAGGCAUUUUGCUCUCAUUGACAAUGAGAAGUUUCGGGAGAUUUGGCUGAUGAAUGAAGAGGAGGCGAAGGGACUCAUAGCCAAAGCCUUGGAUGUGGACAGGAUCAUCUACACCCAGCAUCUGGGGCUCCCCUGGACAGCGCCUGACUUCUGGUUCCUGAACAAUGUGGGGCCCAUUUCCCAGCAGCCGCAGAAGUCUGCCACCCAGAUAGUAGAGGAAGUGCUAAGGCAAACAGAAGAGGAGGAGGCAGAAGAGGCUGUCUCACAUUCAGAGUCGUACCUGGACCUGCCCAAGCAAAUUUCUGCAAAAACUACCAAAAAGAUCCUGAUGCUUCUGUGUGAUGAGUCGGGUUUCCUCAUAGAGAGCAAGUUGCUGAGCCUUCUCCUUCCGCUGGAGAAGACCGAGUGCUAUCUGCUGAGGUUGGACGCCAUCUUCUCAGCCCUUGGAAUCGAAAAUGAGGAUGACUUAUACAAACUGGUGAACUUCUUCCUCAAAUACCAAGCCCACCACGGAUCUUCCAGCCAGGUGAACCCCAGGGAUGGCGCAGACACGGAGCGGUCAAGCCUUGUGUCAGGGGUGGAGCAAAGCAGCCUCUCAUCUGCCGUCCCAAGAGCCAGCCUGGCGCCUGGGUCGGAGGCAGCAGAGACCUGGCUGGAGGACGGAGCUGGCGGGGAGCAGGAGGAGCGGGCAGCCCCGGCUUCUCCCAGGCUCAUCCACCCCAAUGACGUCCUCAAGGCUCUGCAGGCCUUCGUCAUGGGUCUGAGGAAGCCCAGGAACUUCCGGGCACCGCGGACAGUGGGGAAGGAUGUACGAGAUGACUCAAAGGACUCGGAGUACUGGGAGGCCCUGACCACGGUCAUCCCACCAGCCAGGCAGAACCUGUGGGACAUGCUCUACGCAGCCCUGGAGCGAUACUACCUCGUCCUGACCCAGCGGGCCAAGCUGCUGGUGGAAAACGAGUCCCUGGAGCAGCAGAAUGCUGAGCUGCAGUCUCUCCUGAAGCAGUAUCUCCACUCCAAGAUAAACUCUGAACUGCAAGUUCCUCUGACUCAGGUGUUCCGUGUGCCCACCAAAUAGAGGUGGACCUGUGGCUGAAGUGGCUGGUGUACUCGGGCUGGUGCUGGGCGGGAGCUGGGGCCCAGGCCCAGCCUGGGUUUCCAGAGCUGUUGUUAUGGGCCUGUCGGAAGAAGGCAGCCAGAGAAGUUGCCUGUCUCCAGUAGCCCCCAUUAAAGUCUUCUGGAAGCGGUGGCGGUCUCUUGAAGGAGGCUGUGUCUGGUGACACAGUAACCCUGCCCCUACCUGUGUACCCCAAGAGACCUUGUGCCUGGGCUCAGAUGGGCUGUGUGACAGGGUGGAGGCCAGCAGCUUUGGGCUUUCUCCUCGGUUCUGGGCAGCUGUUUGCUAUGGUUGGAGGCUGGAACUCCAGGGCUCGUGUGGUCUUCAGUGUCAGAUUGUGCCCAGGCUUGAAGGAUUGUUUUCAGUGCUUUUGGAGCCCCUGCAUGAACCCAGGGGUUCCGCUGGGCUGUGGGGACUCUUCCCUGGCAGGGGCAGCCUGUGUUUGAGGCCUUCCUUGAACCCUGGGAAAGGCUUAUCAACCCAGAGCGCCGGCUGACCUGCACCCCACCCCACAGCUUCCCUCUCACAGGACCAACACAGAUGUGUCAGCUCAGUGUUUGAUUUAUUUUAUGAGAGAGAGAGAAAAAAUC
Molecule: messenger RNA, 3146 nt
Organism: Fukomys damarensis (Damara mole-rat)
Lineage: Eukaryota; Metazoa; Chordata; Mammalia; Rodentia; Bathyergidae
Gene: Drc1
Product: dynein regulatory complex subunit 1
Exons: 19
Coding region: 1-2517 (838 amino acids)
Biological process (GO): cilium-dependent cell motility; axonemal dynein complex assembly; regulation of cilium movement
Cellular component (GO): axonemal dynein complex; axoneme
Source: RefSeq, a predicted model, not a curated record